CUACAAAAGCGGCUGGCAACACAUGCUCGUGACACUCGUUUUUUUGCCAAUAAAUAGAUAUUCCAUUUAUGGAGUAAUAUCCUCAAAAGAGGGAAAAAUUAUCCUAUCCUUUUUCUUCUUUUUCUCUUACCUUUUACUUUUCUCCUCUCUUUUUUACUUAUUUUUUAUUUUAGCCUUUUCCAUAGAUAAAAAAAAACCCCCACUCUCAUUUAUACACGCACCACAACAACUGUCAUUAAGGAUGUUCAAGAGACUCAUAACAUUGACCUUUCUUGUAUCUCUUGCGUCCGCAUGCGAGCCCCUUUGCAGGCACGCAAUCUCACAAGCCUUUGCAGAUCGAUACAUUCCCGUCAUUCAUUUAGCCGUCACCGACCUGCAUGAAGCUUUAAACACCAAUCUCUACAAUAUCACCAUACCCAGCAAACUGUUAGACGUUGUUCCGGAAAAAGAACUGCAGGACGGCAUCCGGAAUACCGUCCAAGACGGCCUAGACGACUUUACAAUGCAGUCCACGGGGGAUAUUCUCCAGGAAGGCAUCCAUCAGACCAUAUUCUCGGGCGACGAGCCGUUCAAGGGUGACUGCAACAAUCCAAAGCGACUUGAUAGAAAAAAGCCCAAAGAGGACGAAGAAUGGACCCGAGAAGAAUGUGCCAAGAUGGAUUACAUUUGCGGAAACCCGCCGUCGAUUUGUCAUUUCCUGGACAUGAUCAAGGGCCGGAUAGUCGUCUACCUCCGUGCUCACUUGAAGGAACAGACACAGUUCGGCAGCGGUCUACUAUUCCAGAACUUGGCACCCAACAUGAAACAAGCCGUUCAUUCCACCAUGAUUCGCUAUGGAGCUGGCUCCUUAUUGACCGAUGCCGACAUCAUGGCCUAUGUGAACAACAUCAUCAGCAACACGAUCCGCGUGCUGGAUGUGUGGUCGCAUACGACGGUCCAGGAUAUCUGCGCGAAGCCAGAAGAUCAGGCAGUGUGUGGUGGAUGGGAUGAUGUGGUCAUUCCAGAGAUUUUACGGUGGCCUUAAAGAAGAACCAAAAAAAAAAAACUACAGGAAACUUUCGAAACAACCAACUCCAACGUGUAAAUUUUCCCGCUCUCUCUCUCUCUCUCUUUUAUAAUUUAUGGCAUCCAUUAUCACCUUCAUUAUAAUUACUCGUAUCUUUCUAUUUCACAAAUGCAACACCACAACACUCGACGCAAUAGCCUCCACCCUUCCCCAUCCCAUCCCAUCACAACCCCAACAACCUUGUAGUAGUUGUAGUAGAAAACAACAACACAAAAGUUCAUUGCUCACUUUAUUUUCCACAUCGCCCCCCUCCCCCCUCCCCUCCCUAUCUACUUGGCUACCUUGGCUUUUAUACAUUUGUCUUUCCUCUGUCACGCAAUCUUCUCUUGUAAAUUUCCUUACUGUAUUCUUUGACUAAUUAAAGGAGCUGGUUCAGGAACCAAAAAAAUAGAGGUGUAAC
This is a messenger RNA of Zychaea mexicana, 1466 nucleotides long. RefSeq lists its product as uncharacterized. The transcript has 3 exons. Bases 23 to 1024 code for a protein of 333 amino acids. NCBI's taxonomy places the organism in Eukaryota, Fungi, Mucoromycota, Mucoromycetes, Mucorales, Lichtheimiaceae. The record is from RefSeq and is a predicted model, not a curated record.